Molecule: messenger RNA, 1492 nt
Organism: Ixodes scapularis (black-legged tick)
Lineage: Eukaryota; Metazoa; Arthropoda; Arachnida; Ixodida; Ixodidae
Exons: 4
Coding region: 60-1310 (416 amino acids)
Source: RefSeq, a predicted model, not a curated record
CACGGCGCACGCUCUUUCCGGAGGUUCGCUUGUCGUACGCUUAUCGCUGCGUCGCCGUGAUGGAUACUAGCGCGCCGAAGGCGAAAAGACAGGGCACUCGAUAUUGUUGUGUAGUUGGCUGCCACAACAGCGUGUUAAACACGAAGAAAAAAGAGCCUCCCGUGAAAUUUCCCGGCAAGUGGUUCGAGACGGACCGCCGAGAAGCCUGGAUUAGGGCUGUGCGGAGGACAAAGCCUGAUGGCUCUCCGUGGCUGCCGAAAAAAGACUCACGAAUAUGCAGCACGCACUUCGUAAACAACGCGAAGAGCGAGAGCCAGGCUAACCCAUCCUACCUGCCGACUUCGUUUCCUGACGCUUACAAAUCCUACAAACAAGUCACUCACGUUGCUCAAGCAGACAAGGUCACCCAUCCUGAAAAGACGUGGGCAAGGAGGUGCGGCUUCCUUGGGUAUGAGUCUCUGAAGUCGUCCGAGCAAACACUUCAGGACCUGUGCGGUGUAACAAUGACGGUCUUCAGCAUCUUGCUCAACCUUCUGCCCGAUCAACGGUACAGGUCGUCAGAUGUCACAAAAGAGGACAAAUUGGCCCUGUUUUCGAUUAAACUUAAGCUGGGUAUAAGUUUAACGGCACUGGGUGCCAUUUUCGGUGUAAGUAAGUCAACUGCCUCACGGGUGUUCAGGCUUACACUAGAUUGUCUUAGUGUAAAACUAAAUAAGUGGGUGUUUGUUCCCCCGCGGUGUGCAAUUAAGGACACUCUCCCGGAAUGCUUUGUUCAGCAUUAUCCCCAGUGCACAUUUAUAAUCGACUGCACUGAAAUCCGGACGGAAACCCCUACAGAUCCAGAAGCACAACAUUACCUUUACUCGAACUACAAGGGAUCCUACACUUUGAAAUUCCUUAUCGCAAUCCUUCCAAAUGACAUGGUGUCAUUCAUUUCGAAAGUUUACGGCGGCAGGCACUCGGACAGUUUCAUUACUCGAGAUUCUGGAUUUUUGUCACUUAUCGAACCGGGUGAUGUGGUGCUCUGCGACAAGGGGUUCACUGCUAUAAAAACCACCAUGGAAGACGAGGGCGCUGUUUUAGUGAUGCCUCCUUUCAAUGUUGGAGGAGGGCAGCUUUCCAAGGAAAACAUGGAGACUACUUUAAUUAUCGCCCAGGUGCGCAUUCACGUGGAGAGAGCUAUUCAGAGGCUGAAACUACACAAUGUGUUGACAAACCGUGUGCCACUGACUCUAAUUCCACAAAUGGGAAAAGUGAUGCAAGUCUGCAGUGCCCUCGUCAACAUACAGAGCCCAAUCAUAAAGUUGUAAAGAAUGAAGACGAGCUGUUUGGGAAAUGACGUAAUCGUAAACCACUAGAAAACAGUAUCAAAUAGUUGGGAACACCAGCGUUUAAAGCGUGACAUACAAUUUUUAAACAUUUGUCAAAUGUACAGACAAUAUUUUUUUGGAACACUUUGCUAUGAGCAGUAUUAAAAAAGCAAUCACAAAUA